This is a messenger RNA of Colletotrichum destructivum, 1506 nucleotides long. RefSeq names its product Putative small ribosomal subunit protein uS17. Lineage: Eukaryota; Fungi; Ascomycota; Sordariomycetes; Glomerellales; Glomerellaceae. Gene Ontology annotation, biological process: translation. The transcript has 2 exons. The record is from RefSeq and is a predicted model, not a curated record. Bases 665 to 1084 code for a protein of 139 amino acids. Gene Ontology annotation, cellular component: mitochondrion; ribosome. Gene Ontology annotation, molecular function: structural constituent of ribosome.
UCUCAUACGCUCGGCCGUCAAACCACGCUUGUUCAUCCGCUGACGUAAAUGUUGGUCAAGCAGAUGAACCAGAACCAGGAAAGCCUCAAGAAUCGCCUGUCUAAAAACUUAUAUACUUUGUCUCCCCAAAUUUCGCUUGAGCCAUAACACAGACGGACGGCAAAAUCGAGGGAAAUUUUGGCAGCCAGCAAGAGAGAAUGUGAAAGUAUGGGUGAUAGACAGGUUGUCAAAACGGAUGGUUGGCGGGAGCAUGGCAGGUUUGCUUUCCCACUCAGUUCGUGACUAAUGGGAGGGGUGCAAUCUAAGGUUAUCUUAGCGUUUAAGCCCUCCCGUGCUUUCGAAUUCGGUGUGGUAGGGGUUUGAAUAGAGAUCUAAGCCGGAUAACGUAUCCAUAGUUUAUCCGACUGACCAAUUGUCGCUGGCAAAAACAGCUCCGACUUUUUAUUUUCUAAGCAACGGCACAGAUAGAUAGUGAACGAGGCACAAGGUAGCAGGUUGACAAUCAAUGCGCAACCAGUCCAACGACGGCUAGCAAAACCACUCCGCCAGUACUUCAGACCUCCAGCCGAGAAAUCACCAUCGACUUCGAAGCAUCAAAACAGGCGGAAGCCUUCCGAGCAUAACCCCACCGUACACCAACCAGCUCCAUCUGUCGUCGCCCAUCAUGUCAAACCAGGUCAUAGCAGCAGCGCGCCAAGUUGUCCGUGAGCUACACGGCGUCGUGGUGAGCGCCGGCCUCAUGCAAAAGACUGUCAAAGUGCGCGUGGGCGGUCAGCAAUGGAAGCAGGCGGUUCAAAAGAUGUUCACAAAGCCCAAGGACUACCUUGUCCAUGACCCAAACUCCUCCCUCCGCACAGGCGACGUCGUUUCAAUUGUUCCCGGAUGGAGGACAUCUCCCUUGAAGCGCCACGUCGUCAAGAGCAUCAUUGCACCCCAUGGCAUACCCAUCUCAGAGCGGCCACCGAUCCCGUCAGAGGAAGAGAGAAUCUCAGCCAAGAUACAGAAGAGAGAGGCAAAGGUUGCCAGACGAACUACAAGGAAAAAGGAGGGCUCCUCCCUAACAGAGGUCCCCGUUCAAGCUUGAACUCGGCUGCCGAGAGACUGGCCAAAUGGGCGCCGGAAACAAAUUAAACACCAUGCGUACAUCAAAAGGGAAUGCCACGCUGUAUAACAGGAGGAAAAACAGUGUUCUUUGGCUUGUGAGCAGUGUCUUCUCAAAGAAUAGUGCCUGCAUCCAAACAUUUAGCUUCAGACGCAAGUGCUGAAAUUUUCAAGGUUGCCAAUGUUUUGUUCAUUGUAUUAAUAUCAUACCAGCUUGACAAUAUCAUGCUUCUGAUCAAAGCAAAAUAGACUUUCCCUUUCCUCUACUAGACAGCGGGAGAACCUUGAAAAGCCCCUUUCUCGUUCCAAUGUCAAUUAUGCGCUUCUGGAGGGUAUCAAGCUAACCUACGCUCUCUAUGCGGACCCCUUGCUGUGGUACACGAGCCAUCCGAAACCUCCCCAGCU